AUGACAGAGGAGAAGUGGCUACUCCAUGUGGAGCAGAAGUUCAAGGCCGAGGAUAAGAUGGCCAAACAAACGCCGAAAAUGAUGGCUGAGGUUAUCGCUGAUGAGAUACAGAAAGAAGAGCAAAACUCUGCCGUUAACGAGUACAAUCUGACAGCAAAGUGGCGGGCAAUACUCCGGCAGACAAAGACACAAGAGCUGCACAGAGACAUUGACGUGCUCAGACAGACCUUUGAGAGAACGAUGGACCACAUGGACAAUCUUAUCAAGACUCUGGUUGAUGACAUCAGUGAGGCGACACAGCAGUUGAACCAAUUGGUGCACACCAACAAGCAGAACGUGGAGCAGCUUCUGGACCUGCAGAAAGACAGGCUGACCUCCCUCAGGCAAGCGUUUAGCUCUGAGGUUGAUGAUCUCAGAACCAAGCACAACACUAAGAGGGAGCAGAUUAUGACCCAGCAUCAGCAGGACCUCACUUCCCCACAGGAUGUGAUCUACUCUUUGAAUGAGAGUCACAGCGAGUGGCAGUCUGAGGCCCAACAAGACUACAAAGCAGCCUGCUACAACAUCAAAGACUGGCGCAAAAGACUGAGGAGUGCUGAGCAGAUGCAGCACUGGGAGAAGUUGACAAAGACAUGGCGGCAGGGCAAGAAUGCAGAAAAGAGGUACCGCGAAAACACCGAUGACAACCGCACCACCUGUGAGACGCUGCAGGCCCACGCGGAACGCUGCAGCGUCGAGGUCAACGACCUGGCCAAAAAAAUCAAGAUGCUGAAAUCGCAGGAGGCUUUUCAGGCCAGGAUGAAGAAGCAGGACAAGCAGGAACACAAGGACAAUGUGGCAGCCAUGCAGGUCUUUGUGAAAGAAAAGAAGCAAAAAUGUGUGGAGCAGAACUCUCAGCUGCGCAGAUACCAGGCCAAACGGGAGGCCAAACUAAAGAACAUGGUUAUGCAGAAACACCACGGUUUUACAAAACUACAGGGCAUCGUUGAAAAGGGCAAGAAGCUGAUCCGGCUGACGGAGGUUUGCCGAAAGCUGGAGACGGAGAGCGAGAGAGAGCAGCCUUUCUAUCGCUCCACUGUGAGCUCUGAGGAGCAGAGCCUGGUGAUGGCUGACCAGGAGGGGACCUCCGAGUCGGCCCAGCUGACAGAGGACUACAUGGGUCUGGAGGGACUCUGGGACCGCUGCAGCAAGGUCCAGCUGGAGAAUGGCUGCCUGCAGCGGUAUAAAAAGGAGCUUGCUCAGGAGAACCUGCGGCUACAAACCCUGAGGAGCCAGAACAAAGCUGCAGUCAAUGACGAUGUCCGCCCCCAGAGCAGAAGCCAGAUAACGGGGAACCGCGUCACCCUGUGCCAGCGACCGUCACCUGGGCAACAGGCCACCCGCAGGCUGCCCCGCUGA
Conger conger (European conger) is the source of this 1398-nucleotide messenger RNA. RefSeq names its product dynein regulatory complex subunit 2-like. Gene Ontology annotation, cellular component: axoneme; axonemal dynein complex. The record is from RefSeq and is a predicted model, not a curated record. Lineage: Eukaryota; Metazoa; Chordata; Actinopteri; Anguilliformes; Congridae. The transcript is spliced from 8 exons. Gene Ontology annotation, biological process: axonemal dynein complex assembly; cilium-dependent cell motility; regulation of cilium movement. The coding region runs from base 1 to 1398 and encodes 465 amino acids.